AGAGGAAUUUGGCCACCGAAGCGCUAGGGGCGCUCGAAGCCAAGACCGGUGUCGACAAGCGGUACUUGGCCGCGGCCCCUCCUAUAGGACCCAGAGUGAGGCGGUUAUAAUUGCAGAGAUCACAUAUUCAUUCAACAAACACGGGGCAGCCACUCGGUACAGACCAGUCCUGAGGUGCCGGCCUGCCCUUGGAGUGUUCACAGUCCCGCGGUGGAGACUGACAUGAGCCGCCACUCUGCUAAGCCUGUGUCUACUGUUCGGGUACGGGGCGUCUCUGCUGUGCAAUCUCAUCGGCUUUGCAUACCCCGCAUAUGCUUCGAUCAAAGCUAUCGAGAGCGCAAGCAAAGAGGACGACACUGUGUGGCUCACCUACUGGGUGGUAUACGGCCUGUUUGGGCUGGCCGAGUUCUUCAGCGAUCUACUCCUGUCCUGGUUCCCUUUCUACUACGCGGGCAAGUGCGCCUUCCUGUUGUUCUGCAUGGUUCCCGGCCCCUGGAACGGGGCUCACAUGCUGUAUCAUCGCGUCAUACGUCCACUGUUUCUAAAGCAUCACGAGGCCGUGGACAGCAUCAUGAGCGACCUCAGCGGGCGGACCCUGGACGUGGCAGCCGGAAUAACGAGGGACAUCCUGCAGGCCCUGGCCCGCAGCCGGGCUCUCAUCACCCCGGCGGCUGCGGCAGUGGGCCCCUCACUGCCCUCGGAGCCGACUGGCGCUCUCUCCACAGCCAAAGCAAGCGUGACUCAGCUCUGGAAGGACAGGUGAAGUGCCUGCCCAGCCCCUGUGCAGAAAAGCCGGCCGGCCAGUUACACUCCAAGGCCUCCGCGGAUCCCCCAGCCGACUCCCCAGUGGAGUCCACCGCCAGCCCCGCGUCCCCAAGCAAGCCAGCCCUCAGGAGCUCCACCAACUUGGGCCACUCCCAGCCUCGAUCCCCCGCCACUGGCCCUGCCAAUGGCACCCAGCUGCCUGGCAAGCUCCGGGGUGGGCUUCGGUCUCAAGCCAACUCCUCCAGCCAGCCCCAGGCCCCAGGGCAGCCCCAGGCUCGCGGGCAGUCCCAGCCACCCCGACAGCCCCAGGUCCACGGUCGGCAGCACGCCCGGCCCUCCAUCACUGCCUCAGGCCCUUCCCAGACGGCCCACCAGUCCUCAGGCUCCGCGCAGCGUCCCAGCACCUCCUCCAGCCAGGGACCCCCCCUUGUGCAGUCUCCCAGUGGCACCACCAUCCCCCCUCAGCCCCCCAACAAGACCCCCGAUGGACCAGGGGCCUCAGCCCCCAACUCCAGCAGACGGCAUCAGAAACGGCCCACAACAAAAGCCACCAGCAGCACCUCGGUGCCCAAGCUGCCCGCCGCCUGCCAAUCUGAGUCCUCCCUGGAGUACUCCUCAGAGUCCACCACUGAGGCCACCUGCAGCUGGCCCCACCACAGACACGGGUUCCGCUACCUGCAGCACUGCUGGCGGCUGAAGCACCUGGCCUGCUAGGGAGGGCUCAGUAAAGCUCAUCUGGACCAGCCUUAUCUCACCGUCUGUCCGCCGGGCUCCAGGGGGCGGGACUUCAUGGGCACAGGGUCUCCUCCAACCGGGGCAGGUGCUGGGCAGCCCCACUUUACAGAUGAGAAAACCGAGGCUCAGAAUGGAGGUGUCACCAAGUGGCUGAGAAGGACACGAGCCUCGGCAAUCCUUGUCCUCACGCUUUCUCUCUCCCCUCCUGGGGUAGCUCUCAGGCCCACUCACCACAAUCCCCUUCUCUUUUUUUUGGCCGUGCAA
This is a messenger RNA of Balaenoptera musculus (blue whale), 1764 nucleotides long. It is a transcript of the gene REEP6, whose product is annotated as receptor accessory protein 6. NCBI's taxonomy places the organism in Eukaryota, Metazoa, Chordata, Mammalia, Artiodactyla, Balaenopteridae. The transcript has 7 exons. Bases 223 to 1479 code for a protein of 418 amino acids. The record is from RefSeq and is a predicted model, not a curated record.